AUGGCCGACCCCGUCCCAGCGGCGCUGCGACAGGCCGAUGUCAACAUCUGGAAAUGCGCCACAAGGGCGGGGGAGUUCCAGCGAGGCGCGCAGGUCGCGAGCGCAAAGCCGGAGCAGCGCAAUCUACGACGUAUCAUGGCAUAUUGGUGUCAUUACUGGGCUGUCCAGCAAAUCCUGGCGAGGAACCUGCAAAGCACCGACGAUGACAUUCGACGGUACACAGAAAGCGUGGUAAAAGUGUUGGAGCAUACGAUGGCUAAGUAUGCCAACAAGGAGGCCCUGAAUGAUGAUACGGAAGGUGAAGCACACAAUAUGGCGAGCGAGGCCUACGUCGAGCGCGCCAUAACAGAUGACGCGGCGGGCCAGUUAUGCGUCAAGCAGUAUGCACAGCGAGUGCUCGACCAGGGGGAACUGGAUGUGGAGAUGAACUCGGUCACGCUGGACACAGCAAAGACGUUUGAGGCAGCCGCAACCUUCUUCCAUGUGGCCAAUGUAUGGGGUCCACUGGAUCAAGAGACUCAGCAGAAGAUCAAGUACGCAAAGUGGAAUGCGGGACGGAUUCUCAGGGCUAUAAAAGAGGGCAAAGACCCCAACGAGUCGAAUCCGAGACACGUCAACCCCUCACAACCAGACUCGGGUCCCAGUGAGCCCUCGGUAGAAACUCAUGGCGCUGUUCCGCCGAGCACCAUACCGAGACCGGCGACGGUGGAGGAGGUACCCGACUCGGAUCUGGUCAAAGACGCGGCCGGCGUUUCGCUACCUCACAGCCCCGUCUCCCCGGUCUCCGACGGCGGGCUUCAAUUACCCGGCGUGCCCACCGAUCUCCAAGAACCAGCACAAUCGGGUUCUUUAGGUCCGGAAACAACAGUUCCAUCGCCGCCAGCGGUUCCGGAUCACUCUGGAGCCCAUCCAGGCCUGCCAGCACCGCCCAGUGGGUGGACGCCAUCGCAACCGAGCCCUGUGAGCCCUCCUCCAGGCGCGGGAUUUUAUCACCGGCCUUCAGUCCCACCCGCAGCACCGCCGACGUUUGCCACGAACCCCCCACCAACGGCUGCAGUGGCCUCGCCUCCACCUUCGGUAGACUCGUAUCAUAGGAACAUGUCCCCGAUGGCGCACUCGGCAAGGCCUGCGGCUCCUACAGCAGCUCCACCUACGAGUUAUGCGCCAGCUCAGCCUGGAAACUUUAUCACGGACGAGGCGGCGGUGGUCGGGGCGCAAAAGCAUGCCAGAUGGGCCAUCUCGGCUCUCAAUUUCGAGGACGUGCCCACCGCAGUAAAGGAAUUGCGCAAAGCGUUGGAGUUGCUGGGUGCAACGUAA
Messenger RNA from Chaetomium strumarium, 1317 nucleotides. Its product is annotated as Vta1 like-domain-containing protein. Gene Ontology annotation, cellular component: multivesicular body. The transcript has 4 exons. Gene Ontology annotation, biological process: late endosome to vacuole transport via multivesicular body sorting pathway. Lineage: Eukaryota; Fungi; Ascomycota; Sordariomycetes; Sordariales; Chaetomiaceae. The record is from RefSeq and is a predicted model, not a curated record. Bases 1 to 1317 code for a protein of 438 amino acids.